AUGAUGUCCUUCCUGGUGUGCAUCAGCAUCAUUGAAAAGGGAUGCGAGACGAUGAUCAUAGUCGGGGCAGCGGGGCUAAUCUCUGGGGCCUACUCAAGGGUCACCAUCGAGCUCAUAUCGGUCUACUCCACAUACGAUGCUGAGGUGGCCAAAAUCCAAAGGGAGGACAGGAAGGGAGCCACACAAGCUAAGGAAAGGACUGUAAUAGAGAACCUUCCAAGACCAUGGCAGGUGGCAGGGACAUUCGUGCUGUCCUCUGCCAUGGGGUCCCUAGUGCCGCUUCUAGGAGCUGCAUUUAUUAAGGAUCGCCAGCUGAGGUGGCUGGAGGUCAUGGUGGUGAGCAGCAUAGCCUUGGUCAGCCUUGGCGCACUGAGUGCAAAGCUCAAUAAUUUGCCUCCGGUUAAGUCGGUAAGUAGGUUGCUGCUUGAAGGGUAUUUCACGAUCAGUGUGGCCUAUUGUACUACCAAGCUGAUUGGAUAA
Messenger RNA from Eucalyptus grandis, 480 nucleotides. Its product is annotated as vacuolar iron transporter homolog 1-like. The record is from RefSeq and is a predicted model, not a curated record. Gene Ontology annotation, molecular function: iron ion transmembrane transporter activity; manganese ion transmembrane transporter activity. Gene Ontology annotation, biological process: intracellular manganese ion homeostasis. Gene Ontology annotation, cellular component: membrane. Lineage: Eukaryota; Viridiplantae; Streptophyta; Magnoliopsida; Myrtales; Myrtaceae. Bases 1 to 480 code for a protein of 159 amino acids. The transcript has a single exon.